GAUCAAAAUAAAGACGACAAAAUCUGCACGAAGAUGGUCCGAUUACAUCACUGUUUUAUGAGAUAAAUACUGCGUGUAUUACUAUCAUCCUAGCAGCACUAUUUAAUGUGAUACUCAGGCAUACGUAGGACAUAAAAGUAGAAGUUGUUAGCCAUAAAUGAAAGUGAAACUUGGCGGGAAAAACGAGAGAAUUUCGUUUGAGCGUGCCCAGUUUCAAGAACAGCUGAUUGGCUGAUGGCCAACCAUAUUUGAAGAUUAGUUAGUGAUUAGAAGAUAGAGCUAAAAUGCAGAAACAGUGGAAGACACAAGAUUGUAAACCAAAGAUACCUGAUCCCGGGAAAGAAAUGAGUCACCACAAGCCCCCUAUAGAUGGCGACCUGGAGACUCCGUCCAAACAAACUGCUCAAGGACAACAUACACAAUGGCGAGAUAGUGGAUACUACUCACCAGCAAAUACAUCUAAUGCUUUGGAUGAAGAAACACUAUUUUGCUUUUCUGAUGAUCUCAAAACACCCGCCAUUGCUGAAAGCACCCCCAAAGGCACCCCAGAGGCUACUGCUCUGAGGGGGUCAGGAACCAAUACAGCCCCACUCAGGGUUCGUAAUCGCAGUACAUCAGACUUUGACUUUUCACACUUAGACAGUGACUAUAGUAAAACACAUGCGGUCCAAACUGACCCCCAUGUCACAUUUCAUACUGACUUUGAGGAUGAUGAGUCCAAUGGGGAGGUUGAUGAUCAAGUGGAAGAUCGGCUGUUCCCACAAAUAGACUCACCCCCAAUUGAUUUACCACCUGUCUCAGCACCCAUGGACAUCCCCCUGUCUCCCCAGGGUCCUCACUAUCGUGCCAAUAUAUUGCUAGAGUGUCCCCACCCUGAGACUUACUCUCCAUCCAUAACAGACCGGGGGCAGAUUUAUCGUAGUGGACAAAAUAUCCUGUGUAGGAACAUAAGCACACAGACUCCAAGUCGAUCCUGCCAAGCGCUACAAGAUGCAAUAUCUCAUCACGCGAGCACCACUCCGCCUUCUCGUUUACAAGUUGGUGCAGGCUUGCCACAAGGUCAUGUUCGCGUCAGAGGUGGUGGGGCGAUUGCUGAAAGGCUACGUAGCUUCUCACUGACCGAGGCAGAAAAUAGCGAUGAUGAAUCAGAUAUAAUGAACGAUAAUUUGCCAGACUUAGUACGUGGCAGCACGCGCUCUAGGGCUCGUUCAGAGCCAGUUCUGCACCUUCCUAUGAGACCCAUCGAGGUGAAUGUUGGUCAGGAACUACGCCGCAUCAGCGAUGAGUUUCACAUGGACCAUAUUGAAACCAAUAUGCAAAGGUUUCUACAAGCCACAACCCACAGACGCCAAUCAACAGCAGUACAGCAUGCAAACUCCUUCCCCGGGGCUGCUGAGGCUGACCGUGGUUUUCUGAGAAAUAUGCUCGAUAGAUUGAUCUCCCCUAGGACAAUGUUUGGCCAGGGAAACGACAGAAUAAAUACCCUAACAAGAUCACAAUCAGACUUGCAACAACGACGUCCUCACUCAGGACAGUUUGAUGACAUGAACAACCAGCAUUGAUAGUAUUGCCUUAUUAGGGCAUACUCUACAAGGGUUUCCUUAUUAGGGCAUAUGUAGAUUUGUAUUAUAAAAAUUGCAUAGGUUAAAACAGAAGAUUUUCAUUGAAAGUUUUAUUGAGUAUGUGUUAUCAUAUGUAUGAGUUUGUAUAUAGAUAUAUACUGGAUAGAUGAGAUUCUAUGAUUCCUGAUAUGAAGGGGACCUAAGUUUGAUAUAGUUCAUAAAUCAAUGCAAUAUGCAGUGUUUGGUUCCCAAAUGUGUCUCCUUGUAACAAAUGUUUGGCUUAGAAACAUGUAUUUUAAAUUUUGAAGCUAUUCAUAUAGCUUUGGUGCUUGUGUAUUGCUGUAUUUUGAUAUAAGUUAAUGGUAGGUUUAGUUUGUGUAAACUUUGUGAUGGUCAUUCACAAUUCCAAGAGAAAAAAUAUAAACCAGAACAUUUUCAUUGAUUUUCAUGGUGACCAUCUUAGGAGGGGGGGGGGGGUUGUGAAGAGAAGUGACUGUACUAUAAAGUUUCAGGAUUGUUUAACCAUUGAAGGCUGACAUUCAAGAUGGUAAAUCUAUUUUUACAUAAAUUGAGAAAACACCAAGGGUAAAAUUUUUUAAGAGCGUAAACACAAGUCUUUAUAAUCUAAACUAAAUGAUACCAUAAACAGCCAAAUUUGAUCUUUUUCUGACAUUAUUACCCUCUUUGACAUUCUUAGACUAAAGUUCUAGUCUUUAAACAAAUAUACUAUGCAAUAUUGUGUUCUGAACAGAAAUCAAAAAUGCAAAAAGUAAAAUUAUCUAUUGGGUUUAUGAGAUUUACAAUGCUUAUCUGUAUGAUAGUUUUAUACCAAAUUCAGUGUUGUUGUUUUUUCGGUUUCCAAGCCAUUAUGUAAAUAGUGUACUAUACAGUGUAAAUAUCAUUUUUCCUUUCUAUGCCGCAAUACUGUUUUCCGGAUUCCCACACCAAGAAUACUCAAAUCAGAGUCAUUUUUUCUUUUUUUUAAAUAACAUGGAACUAGAUAAUGUGCAAUAUAUUUAUUAAAAAAUGGUACUUUAGACACAGACUUUAAAUUUGAAAUUUUAUUUUCCGGAAUUGUAUUUUAAAAUACACUAUAGGAAAACAGUAUUGUGGCAACGGGAAGCACAUUAGCGAGGCUAAAAAUCAGUAUAUAGUUUUCAAAUGAUCUCAGUGGGGCAGGUAUAUAAAGCUUCCCAUUUCAAAAUACAGAAAUCCAAGUGCACGGAAACCUCAAGAACAAUCCAU
Molecule: messenger RNA, 2807 nt
Organism: Owenia fusiformis
Lineage: Eukaryota; Metazoa; Annelida; Polychaeta; Sabellida; Oweniidae
Source: the annotation of a GenBank genome assembly